UCCCGACAUCCCGAGCACGUGUAUGUACUGUCUAUCUAUGCGUCUCGCCCCGCGUCUCUGAGGGGUGGGCCGAGUGCCAAGCCGUCGGGGCAGAGAGCGUGGUGGCACUAGAAGUCACUGGCACUAGAAGGCACUCGGCGAACACACACGCGAAGCGCCUUGAGCCUGCAUUUCACUGUGCCAGGCUCACUCACCGCUCGCCGUCCGCUCAGUGAAGCUCUAAGAUAUCUCUCUCUCUCAUUUACUAGCUGUUCAUAAAAUAGCAGCUUUGACGUGGAUUACUAUAGACUCAUACAAAACAACACACACAACAGCCGACUUCAGUGGUGUUGCCAUGGAAACCGUCGGGAACUUCUCAGAGGAAUUUUGGAACAAGGAGGCGGGAGAUUUCAGUGGAUGGGAGAUUGUCAACCAGCGAAUCAAGGAGAGUAACAAAGUAACUUCGCUUUACGUCGGAUUCCUAAAGCAAGUGUCCUCAGCAAUGGAGGCUUUCGGAAAAUCGCUGCUCAGAGUUACACAUAAUUGCACACUUCCGGACACAGAGCAUGGACACCUGAGAACCUCCCUGGAGAGAAUAAGGAAAUCGGUGGCGGUCUGGGGCCAGGAUACCGUCGACGCCGCUGCCGCUGUCAACGAGCAGGCUGGUCUGGUGAGCGGCCACGCCACGCAGGCCAAGGAGCUGCGGAAGAAGACGGAUGACGNNNACAGACUGAAGCAAACUCAGCUGAAGGACAACCUCAAGAAACUGCAUCAGGCCAAACGUUAUGCAAAGAUGAAGAUGAAGGACCGCGUUGAGGCCGAAUUCCACCACAUGGUGGUGACCAACAAGAUCGAAUCUAAACCCCGCGACCUGGAGAAGGCAAUGCAAGGGAUGCAGCGUGCAAUACAGACACAACAGGAAGCAGAGAGUCAGUAUAGCGAAGCAGUAACGACCACAAACCAAACUCUUAUGACUUUUACUGAUACGGCCAGCCUAUCAUUCACCACCAUGCAGAACAUCGAGGAGGCGAGAGUGAAGCUUUUGCGAGAAUCCCUGUGGGCGGUCGCCAACGUCUGUUCUCUUCUAGCUGUUCAAGUUGAUGAGCAACAGGAGUGCUUGCGAGCGGACGUGCUUGAUGUGGACGUGGCUCACGAGCUUUCGUCGUGGGUCCUCAAGCACCGAACUCUGCAGUCAUCCCCUCUCCCCUUGGUCUACGAAGCCACGCCCUACUGUCCUCCCUCGGGGCUAAACACGCCCCUUUCCACGCCCCUUUCUUCGCCUGCGUCCUCCGCGCGCUCCACGCUGACGAGGGACGCGAAUGACAGCGAUACUUCGAGCAACUGCGCCACGCCCACUUCCUUGUACGAAGCCAAAGCCAUGUUCCGAUUCUCUGCAAGGAGCGACAGUGAAAUCUCCUUGGUUGAGGGAGAUAUAGUCAGGGUCAUGAACGAUUCAAACACCGACUGGGUGUUGGUGAGAAAUAAACACGGGAGUGAAGGUUUUGUACCAGCCACCUUCGUCAAACCCAUUAACCUCGAUUAAUGAAGCUCGCCACCAUCAAGUCCCCCACCGCAAAUUCUGCGGGUGCAUCCUUCCUUACCCGUGACGACCGAGCGCAGAUUGGCCUGGAUGCGGAAGGGCCUCUGGCGUGUGACCUGAAGGAAGUGAUUCCCC
Molecule: messenger RNA, 1654 nt
Organism: Penaeus monodon (black tiger shrimp)
Lineage: Eukaryota; Metazoa; Arthropoda; Malacostraca; Decapoda; Penaeidae
Exons: 13
Coding region: 335-1522 (395 amino acids)
Biological process (GO): actin filament polymerization
Cellular component (GO): plasma membrane; cytoplasm; actin filament
Molecular function (GO): actin filament binding
Source: RefSeq, a predicted model, not a curated record